AACAGGAACAGCGAAAGCAGCCUCUGCCCUGUCCGAGGCCCUCUGUGGGCCUGUGGCCAAGCUGCUGAGGUGCUUGGGAUGAAACUCAACUCUAGGGGGUGCCCUGUGUACCCCCUAUAAAUCCAGCUAACUAGAGACCAACGGGCUGCCAGCCUUCAAGGCUGCUGAGGCCACUGCCCCCGUGUCCCGGUAAUGGAAACUUCUCAGCCGUGAGAAGCUGUGAGAACCCUGUGAGCUACAGCUCGGGUUCCUGACCCGUGCGCGGCUCUGACCGGCAGCAGAUCACAGGACAAGGCAGGUGGGCAAGCGCACACAGGACAAGCACAGUGCCACAGGAGCCCAGGGCCAUGUUCCAGUAAAUGAGGUCUUCAGCUCGAGUCUCUCGCUCUGACUCCCACCCACGAACUCACCGUCCAGCCAAAGAGACUGAGGGGCCCACGUGGGACUCACAGCCUCCCAGAACUGAGAGGGAUGGUGACAGGAAAUGCCCCCCCUCCAUCCUGAGACCCAGAAGGCAAGAGUACGGGUGUCAUGGGGCUGAGCCACGGAAAACUUCAAGGCACGUGCGGUUCCGAGAGCCCCUGGAGGUGGCUGUCCACUACAUUGCCCGCAAGGACUCCACAGCCUCCAUCAAGGGGCCCCGCCGGCCAGCUUUCCCUGGCGGUCAUCUGCUCCGGCCGGCAUCCUGCAGUGGCUCCCUAUUCCUGUGGCUGACUCUGUGUGUUCUGCUGGGAGUGGUACUGGGCCUGUGCUGUGGCCAGGCCACACAUGUCACGGUAGCCCUGGAGAACCUCUGGACUCGGCUCCUCGUCCUCAUCUCCCGCCUGUGGCGUGUGGUCCGUGCCUGUUGGCACUGCCUCCUGCAGCUCUGACACGUAGCUGAAUGGAUCUGCCAGGGAUCACUGUGGGAGCAGAGCUCAGCUCUGAAGAGUAUCCUGCUUCCAGGGCCACAGACAAGCCCGAGGCCAACAGGGCUGCCCGCCAGUCGCAGGGCGUCUGAGUCUCCUUUACUGUGUAGACACAGUUCUGUCACCCAUUGUUGCAAGGUCACGGUGGGCAAACAUAUAGUACCAAACCUCAGGACCUCCUAGAGCUGCCUGGAGGGGGAGUCCUGAGCACAGCAAGGAAGCCUGUGAGACACCAGGAGGGUCCACCUGGGAGGGGGCCUGCACACCCUGGAACAAACAUCUGAUCAAGGUUUGGGAGCCAGAGCGAGACCUGUCGAUGUCUUCUCAAGGGUCCCUCUACGUGGGCAGACACAGAUCCCACAGUAAAAUACCUGCAGCCUCCUCAGCCUCAGGAUCAUUUCAGAAAUGAGCGACGCAUGACAGCUGCUGAGGAAUCCCUACAGGGCCGAGCAUGUUCAUCUAGAGACCAGAGCACAGCCCUCCACCCACUCACCCCCACAGCCCACAGGCCCCACGGGAAGCUGGGGACCCACCGUGCCUCCAGGACCACAUUCUCCCCAGCUAGACACGCUGGGAUUCCCAGAUCAUGGAGGUGCCACCUGCCCCUCUCUGGCCUUCAGGUACCCGCCACAGUGAUCUCCAGCUACAGUUUGGGGGCACAGUGAGGAGAGCCCAGUGAAGCGAAGCCCUGCUUUCAGGAGUGGUCUAAAUUAGACCAACCUGGAAAGCCACUCACCACGGUUACUGUUGCCUGCACCAGCCCCAGGACCUGUUCCAUCCCCUCCCACCCUGGUAACAAACAGGCUCUCUAUUGGCCUGUAUUCUGGAUACAGAAAUAGGCACUAAGAGAUGACCUGGAAGUCCUCCCUUUCACCCCUGCUUCUGAUGUGAACACUCUCCGAGAAGGGGUUUGGUCACCUCGUGUUUUAUAACAGAGAGCUGGGACUUUCCACCUCACCGCCAGCAUUUGCUGCAAAGGCCACAGAAAAAAAGUAUGCCCAGCUCUGUUGGGGUCACAGAACUUGAGCCCAGCUAGUUUGGGCUUUCAUUUUGCUUUGUUUCAUUUUUACUGUGUAAACCCAGCACAGCUCGGCAAACGGCGUGCCACUGUGCCACAGCCCCAGGCCUGUUUUGUUUUAUAAUAAAUGUUCAAAGACAUAGACAGA
Meriones unguiculatus (Mongolian gerbil) is the source of this 2074-nucleotide messenger RNA. It is a transcript of the gene C7H14orf180, whose product is annotated as chromosome 7 C14orf180 homolog. The transcript is spliced from 6 exons. The record is from RefSeq and is a predicted model, not a curated record. NCBI's taxonomy places the organism in Eukaryota, Metazoa, Chordata, Mammalia, Rodentia, Muridae. The coding region runs from base 360 to 872 and encodes 170 amino acids.